This is a messenger RNA of Aspergillus eucalypticola CBS 122712, 1263 nucleotides long. RefSeq lists its product as uncharacterized. The record is from RefSeq and is a predicted model, not a curated record. The coding region runs from base 1 to 1263 and encodes 420 amino acids. NCBI's taxonomy places the organism in Eukaryota, Fungi, Ascomycota, Eurotiomycetes, Eurotiales, Aspergillaceae. The transcript is spliced from 5 exons.
AUGUCUCGCCGUCGUGCCUCUCACAGCGAAUCUUUGGGAAUUUCAUCUACUAUGAACGAAGCUCUUGCCUAUCCUUUCUCCGGGAUGCAGCAAGCCAAUGCUCCACAGCGACGCGGCCCGAUCGAAGGGCCCAACGGUCGACGCUUGAUUCGUAGGGUCACCUGGCGAUCCUCCACGUACAAGUUGAUGGCUUGUCUGUGGGUGUUGGGUGUCUUUUAUAUCGUCUGGCUGAUUCGGGAUGUCUUCUACUACCCCUUCUACGCCUCUUCCAAACAGCCACUCACCCCCAAAGACACGAAUGAUUUACUGGCUCCCUAUGUGGGUCGUCAAGAGUGUGACAUUUCUUCCCUGUCCCUCUUCAGCCCCCCUCAACCCGGUGAUGGCGAACGUGCUUCAAGCAAUCCAUACUGCCAAUCUCGUGAUGCCCUGCUCAACGCCAUGAGCAAUGGCGGGCGUCACGGUUUUGACGCUGCGUAUACCUCUCAAGGCAAGUGCCAAAUCGAUGGAUGCUCUUAUCGUUGGUUCACUAGCGCCGAAGUAUGCGACAUUCUUCGGAAAUUCGAUGGAAUUGUCUUUGUGGGUGAUGAUACCUUGGCCGAUGCCUAUGCAGGCUUCAAUAUUCUUCUGCGGGAGGACCUGGCCACUGGAUCCCUGAGAGAGUGGGAGAUAAACAAAGGACAUGACCAUGAUUGCCGAUGUGAAUCCCAGUUCACCAGUAAAUCGUGCCUACCUCUGCGGAUUACUUCGAGUGAUGAGGUAUACGCUCAAGAAGGAAGCAGUGCCCCUCGCAGGCCUUACGCUUGUUCAUCCCGUAUUCCUCAUGCCUUCCUCGCUACAGCCAGUUCUCCUGCCCCAAGGGGUGUGUAUGACAAAUUUCGUCGAAUGGUCGCCCGAGGAGUUGGCCGAAACAGACCCGUUCCCGUGAUCCUGAGUCUUUCCCUUUCCACAUCCUAUUCCCUGUCUACAGCUAAAAGCAGCAUGGAUGAAUGGCUCACACUGGCCCAGGCCAGUGGACGGAACACCCCUUUUCUAUGGGUAGGUCCGACAGCUCCUGGUCUUCAAAAGGACUCGAAGGACAACAUCCACGCAUCCAGCUGGCAGUAUUCACAAGACGCCGCCCAAGAAGCCCGCAACAGAGGCUUGGAUGCUCUGGGAAUGUACAAUGCGACCCUUCAAGCUGAUAGUUGGGAUGGUAAGCACUACGGAGAGAAGGUAGCUUUGAUACAAGCGAUGAUGGUUAUCAACUGGCUGGCUAUGCUCUGA